Molecule: messenger RNA, 1014 nt
Organism: Brettanomyces bruxellensis
Lineage: Eukaryota; Fungi; Ascomycota; Pichiomycetes; Pichiales; Pichiaceae
Gene: TRR1
Product: thioredoxin-disulfide reductase
Exons: 1
Coding region: 1-1014 (337 amino acids)
Biological process (GO): removal of superoxide radicals
Cellular component (GO): cytoplasm
Molecular function (GO): thioredoxin-disulfide reductase (NADPH) activity
Source: RefSeq, a predicted model, not a curated record
AUGGCAAGAACAUUUUCAGCUUUGAAAGGAAUUCAAUUGCAAUUUAGAAGGAUGACACACAACAAAGUUACUAUAAUCGGAUCCGGACCAGCAGCACAUACUGCUGCCAUAUAUUUGGCAAGGGCAGAACUUAAGCCGGUUCUUUACGAAGGAAUGAUGGCCAAUGGAUUUGCACCAGGUGGACAAUUGACAACCACCACUGAGGUUGAGAAUUUCCCAGGUUUCCCAGCGGGCAUUAUGGGAUCAGACUUGAUGGAUAACAUGAAGAAGCAAUCUGAAAAGUUUGGAACAAAAAUUAUAACAGAGACAAUCUCCAAGGUUGACUUCUCCAGUAAACCAUUCAAACUUUGGACUGAGUUCAACGAGGAUGCUGAGCCUAUCACAUCUGAUUCUGUAAUUAUUUCUACUGGUGCCUCAGCAAAGAGACUUCAUUUGCCAGGUGAGGAUAAAUACUGGCAGAGAGGUAUUUCUGCUUGUGCGGUUUGUGACGGAGCAGUCCCAAUAUUUAGAAAUAAGCCUUUAGCAGUCAUUGGUGGAGGAGAUUCUGCUUGUGAGGAAGCUUUAUUCCUUACUAAAUACGGCUCCAAGGUCUACAUGCUUGUUAGAAAGGACCACAUGAGAGCUUCAUCAAUUAUGCAGAAGAGGGUGCAGAAUAAUCCAAAGAUGGAGGUCUUGUACAACACGGUUAGUGUUGAUACAAAGGGUGACGGUAAAUUCCUCAAUGCACUUGGCAUAAAAAAUGUUAAAACGGGAGAAACAAAGGAUUUGGCUGUUAAUGGAUUAUUCUACGCUAUCGGACACAAGCCAGCUACCGAAAUUUUCAAGGAUCAGAUUGAGUGUGAUGAAACCGGAUACAUCAAGACAAAACCAGAUUCAUCUUUGACAUCCGUGCCCGGCGUUUUUGCUGCUGGUGAUGUUCAGGAUAAGAAGUAUAGACAAGCCAUCACAUCUGCCGGUACAGGAUGUAUGGCUGCUUUGGACUGUGAACACUAUCUUUCUUCUCUUGAGGCAUGA